Messenger RNA from Hyaena hyaena (striped hyena), 1730 nucleotides. RefSeq names its product F-box and leucine rich repeat protein 12 (gene FBXL12). Gene Ontology annotation, biological process: SCF-dependent proteasomal ubiquitin-dependent protein catabolic process; positive regulation of protein ubiquitination. NCBI's taxonomy places the organism in Eukaryota, Metazoa, Chordata, Mammalia, Carnivora, Hyaenidae. The transcript is spliced from 3 exons. The coding region runs from base 223 to 1203 and encodes 326 amino acids. Gene Ontology annotation, cellular component: SCF ubiquitin ligase complex. Gene Ontology annotation, molecular function: protein binding. The record is from RefSeq and is a predicted model, not a curated record.
CCUGGUUCCCAGCGCUUCGCCUGCGCUCCGUCCAGAUAGUGGGCGGGCGUGUCGCCGCGGCCCAGGCAUGUCGCGGCGAGAGGAAAGCUGACUCUCCGCCGGCUGCUGGAGGCGGCGGCCACCGCCCUGCCGGCACCCCCAGCCACCCGCCGCCUGCCGGCGCCCGGAGAGCGAGAUCCCGAAUCCCCUUAGCCACCAGCGGAAGUGCGUGUCGGCGGGAUCAUGGCGACUCUGGCGGACCUGCCGGACUCAGUUCUGUUGGAGAUCUUCUCUUACCUCCCGGUCCGGGAUCGAAUUCGCAUCUCCAGGGUUUGUCACCGCUGGAAGAGGCUGGUGGACGACCGGUGGCUCUGGCGACACGUCGACCUGACUUUGUACACGAUGCGGCCUAAAGUCAUGUGGCACCUCCUUCGCCGGUACAUGGCUUCCCGGCUCCAUUCCCUGCGGAUGGGCGGUUACCUGUUCUCAGGCUCCCAGGCCCCUCAGCUGUCCCCUGCCUUGAUGAGGGCCCUGGGCCAGAAGUGCCCCAACCUGAAGCGUCUCUGCCUGCACGUGGCCGACCUGACCAUGGUGCCCAUCACCAGCCUGCCCUGCACCCUGAGGACCCUGGAGCUGCACAGCUGCGAGAUCUCCAUGGCCUGGCUCCUCAGGGAGCAGGACCCCACCGUGCUGCCCUUGCUCGAGUGCAUCGUGCUGGACCGAGUCCCCGCCUUCCGCGAUGAGCACCUGCAGGGCCUGACGCGCUUCCGCGCCCUGCGGUCGCUGGUGCUGGGCGGUACCUACCGCGUGACCGAGACGGGGCUGGAUGCGGGCCUACAGGAGCUGAGCUACCUGCGGAGGCUGGAGGUGCUGGGCUGCACCCUGUCAGCCGACAGCACCCUCCUGGCCAUCAGUCGCCACCUCCGGGAGGUGCGGAAGAUCCGGCUGACCGUGAGGGGCCUCUCGGCCCCCGGCCUGUCUGUCUUGGAGGGCAUGCCGGCCCUGGAGAGUCUGUGCUUGCUAGGCCCUCUCAUCACCCCAGAAAUGCCUUCCCCGGCUGAAAUCCUCUCUUCCUGCCUUGCCAUGCCCAAGCUCAGGGUCCUUGAGCUGCAGGGGCUGGGGUGGGAGGGUCAGGAGGCCGAGAGGAUCUUGUGUAAGGGGCUGCCCCACUGUGUGGUCAUCGUCAGGGCCUGCCCCAAAGAGUCCAUGGACUGGUGGAUGUGACUGUACCACGCAUCCACGUCACCUUUCAUGGCUGAGCCCCAGACCCUCCGAAUAGUGCCUUGCAGAGGGCCUGUAAUCGGGCUGCACGGGCCUGAGAGCCUUGGGGCCUCCGGACAGUUCGAAUCCCUGUUUGCCAGUUGUUUGGCCUCCGUGACAUUAGCCAGCCUCUCGGAGGGCCUGUCCCCACAUCUGGAAGUGGGGAAGAUCAUACAGCUACCUCAUGGUUACAUUGUGAAGCCUUACUCUCUACCAGCCCUGGGCCGCAAGGGUCCUCGAUGACAGGUCGUUCUCAGGAACAGGAUGGAUGCAGCAGGGUGGGGUUAGGAUUAGGGGGACCUGAGGGACCAGGGCCCCUUUAGGAGUCCCGGAAAGACCGUCUAUGCAUGUGCACCCCCACACCGACACACCAUUGAUACACGAGGGACAAGAUGAGAAAGCCAAGGAAGACUUCUGCUUUGACGAUCGAAAGUGUCAAUGAAGGUUUCAGUUGUAUUUUUGGUAUUUUGGUAUUCCAUAUUUUCCAGUUU